AUGGAGGCUGUGCGUAAACAGAGGACGCUCUUGUACCUGCUGCUGUUUGCGUUAUGCGCGUCCAGCCUCGGAGCGCGGAGGUCCAGUGCGCGCAGAUCAGAGCGCCUCAGUCCUCCCCUGGACAUUCAGCUGGAGACUGUGAACUGUUCCUCCUUCAGCGUCAGAUGGAAGAUGCCACGAAGACACGUCAGCACCAUCACCGGGUAUAAGGUUUUCUACACCGAGGUGCGGGGAGGGCGUCCGUCAGGCUCAGCGUCUGUCAUGGAGGUCCCUCUGAGUUUGGACAUGUUGACCACUGGUCAAUUCGAUGGACAGGCCAGUUUUGACGUGGUGGUGGGAAACCUGAAGAUCAACACAAAGUACAGUGUCAGCGUGGGAGCGUACGGCUGGGCAGGGGAGGGCCGAGCCAGCGUGCCCCGGGACGUGAGCACCGCCACUCAUGAUAUGUGCAUGCCCCCCACGCCCCCCACCACUCCGCUGGUGACCCCCGUCUCCGACACCGAGCUGGCAUUGUCGUGGCAACAGGGAGAGAGCGAGGGGAGCGCGCCCAUCCAGCACUUCUUGGUCGCAUACAUCAGGCCAGAGAUGGACACAGAGUGGACCUACAUCCGUGAGCCCAUCCAGAGUAGCUCCAUGGUCCUGAAGGGGCUGCUCCCUGACACACAGUACCAGUUUGUGGUGCGUGCGGUGAACAUCCACGGCAUGAGUCCUCCGAGUCACAUCAACAGCCCUGUGCGCACGCUGGGGGUGUCGGACGUGGGCAGUGCAGACUACGGUCUCUACAACACCGACCUGGGUCCAGACGCUGACAAAUUUGACGUUGAUGACACCGAUUACGACGUUUUCAUUGAGGAGCUGGAUCCAUUCCCAGGGAUUCCUCAGGACAACCGGAAGUCCCAGCUGCGCUCCCACAUCGGACCGCUGAGUCGAAAUGUGGUUUACCGCAUGAACCCAAUCAUCAACUCCACCGCCGCUCCAAGCUUCCCCUCUGCACCAGACUUCACAGACCUGCUGUUUCCCACUGAGCCUGAACUCACCACAACCACUACUACUACUACUACUUCUACGACUACUAGUACCACCACUGAAGCUACUACUACUACUGAAGCUACUACCACUACUGAAGCAACUACUACCACAACAGCCACCACUACCAGUACACUCCCCCCCACCACAGUCCCGCCCACUUUGUCACCAUGGCGACAGGGCGACGUACCCCGAGUCUACGACCUGACCUGUGAUGACACGGUGUGCCCCCCGGACAGCUUCUGCCUCAGCGACUAUGAGAGCGGGGGCUCCAGAUGUCACUGCAACCUGGGGUAUCAGGGAGAUCUGUGCAACCAAGCUGUGACCAUCAACUUCCCCCGUUUCUAUGGAUUCUCGCACAUGACAUUCGAGCCCCUGAAGAACUCCUACCAGACAUUUCAGAUCACACUGGAGUUUAAGGCAGACUCUGAGGAUGGCCUGCUCUUGUAUUGUGGAGAGAAUGAACACGGACGAGGGGACUUCGUUUCUCUGGCUCUGCUCCGCGGAAAACUACACUACAGGUUUAACUGCGGGACCGGGGCGGCGCAGAUCGUCUCCGAGAGCCGCGUUGUGAUUGGUCAGUGGCACAGCGUGACUCUGUUCAGGGACGGCAUGAGCGGCUGGCUGCGAUUGGACGACGAUGAGACAAUCUCCGGACGAUCACAGGGUCAGUACUCUAAGAUCACGUUCCGCUCGCCGCUGUUUGUGGGAGGAGCUCCAGGUGCGUACUGGUUGGUGAAGGCCACUGGCACCAACCGCGGCUUCAUCGGCUGCAUCCAAACUCUUACCAUCAACAACAAAGUGACCGACCUCCGACCCUGGCCCCUGGGACGAGCUCUGAGCGGCGGCGACAUUGGUGAAUGUAACGACAGCGUGUGUGACCAGGUGAGCUGUGCUAAUGGAGGAGUGUGCUACGCCAACCGAGCCGACGGCUACAUCUGCCUUUGUCCGCUGGGCUUCAGAGGAGACCUGUGCCAACAAAGCUUCACACUGUCCUCUCCGCUCUUCAACGUGUCGCUGCGGUCCUUCGCCUUCGUCUCGUGGCCGCAGACGUUUCAUAGUUACUUGUCUUUUAUGGAGUUUGAGAUUACAUUUUGGCCGACUGCUCCUGAUGGGACUCUGCUCUACAGUGAGGACGACACCAGUGCAGACUUUGUGUCCAUCAGUCUCAUUGACCGAUACGUGGAGUUCAGAUUCGACUGUGGCUCUGGGUCCACCGUCAUCAGGAGCCUGGAGCAGAUCGGGCUUGACUCGUGGCAUGAGCUCAAAGUGUCUCGAACGGCAAAGAGCGGAAUCCUGCAGGUGGACCAGCAGAAGACUGUGGAGGGCAUUGCAGAGGGGGCGUUCACUCAGAUCAAGUGCAGCUCUCCUAUUUAUGUCGGAGGAGUCCCGGAGUACGAGCGAACCAAGAGCACAGCAGCAGUGCAGGGGCCUUUCAGUGGAGUCAUACAGAGGCUGGUGUUGAAUGACCGGCCGCUGCCCCUCACACCGGGCUCCGCUGGCGGUGUGAAUGUGAUGAACUCAGACCAUCCGUGUGUAAACAGCCCCUGCGCCAACGGAGGCAGCUGCCGAGCCAAGUGGGACAGCUACGAGUGUGACUGCCCCCUAGGGUACGACGGCCGCCACUGCCAGAAAGAAUGUGGGAACUAUUGUCUGAAUACAGUGACUGAGGCCAUCGAGAUCCCACAGUUCAUCGGACGCAGUUACCUGACUUAUGACAACAGUGACAUCCUUAAACGGAUGUCGGGCUCACGCACAGCUCUGUUCAUGCGUUUCAAGAGCUCUGCCACAGACGGCCUCCUGCUGUGGAGAGGCGACAGUCCCAUGAGAACCAACAGUGACUACAUGAGUCUGGGGCUGCGGGACGGAGCUCUGCACUUCAGUUAUAACCUGGGCAGUGGUCCUGUGAACAUUGUGGUCAACGGAACUUUCAAUGACGGGAAAUGGCAUCGAGUCAAAGCUGUGAGAGACGGACAGUCUGGCAAACUGACAGCGGACGAUUAUGGGGCCAAAACAGGAAGAUCUCCUGGAAAAAUGAGACAACUCAAUAUUAAUGGGCCUCUGUACGUGGGAGGCAUGCGUGAGGUGGCCCUGCACACCAACAGACAGUACGUGGGGGGACUGGUGGGCUGCGUGUCCCACUUCACUCUGUCCACAGACUUUCACCUGUCGCUGGUGGAAGACGCCAACGACGGCAAGAACAUCAACACCUGCUCCAUAUAA
Messenger RNA from Knipowitschia caucasica, 3249 nucleotides. NCBI's taxonomy places the organism in Eukaryota, Metazoa, Chordata, Actinopteri, Gobiiformes, Gobiidae. The record is from the annotation of a GenBank genome assembly.